AACAAACCAGAACAGGAAGGAUGAGCACAUCAAGUUAUUCUCAGACGAUCGAAUAUCUACUCAACACAUACCUAGCAAACGACCAACAACUAUCCGAUCAGAUAGCAAACUCAAUCUGCUCAACAUUCGAUCAAACAACAGCAAUCACAACACCAGCAGAAACAACAACAACAACCGAAAUCAACAGAUGGUUCAACAGGAUCAACUCACUCCUGAUAUCCAAAAACGAAUCACUAAACUCAUUAGGCGCUCGACUGGCCAGACUAACACUCCAAAAAGAUCCGGACUGUCUCACCAAUCAAGGAGCAAGAUGGAUACAAGCAUCCCAGAAUAUCAUUGCACGCCAUCAACCGGUCGAUCACAUCUGUCUAUCACAUCAGAUUCACCUCAUCUUGAACAUCUUCGAAUGGGCAACCAGAUGGCCAGACUUCGCACGCGAGAAUUGUGACCCCAAGGCGAUCAUCACUCUAGCACGUAGUUUGAUAGCAAUCUCAGAAGACCGCAUAGAAGAUCCUAAAAUUCGUUCACUUGGAUUGCGCACUCUAGCGAUCCUGAUUACCCGAUAUGCCUCAAUCAUGCGACCAUUAGCCAGUCAACUACAAACACUAGCCUUAACGAACAUCUUGAACCCAGAGAAGAUCAUAAGUCAGGGUGGCACAAGUCUGUUGACGCAGUUGUACCGAUUGAGUGGGAAGACGGAUGCAUCGACGAGCUGGUCGAAGACGAUCAAGGCGACCAUCGGCACCAUCGAGCUCAUCCUCCACUCACUCCUCUCUCCCUUCCUCAACGAAUCCGACUCGUGUAAUCCUAAUCGAGAUUCACCACUGGCACCACUCGAGAUCCCAGCCCAAGAUCUCAUCUACACUCCAGACUUGACAUCCACACCCGAAAAUGUCAACCUUCCUUCGUACCGGAUCCCCUUGCUACUCAGACGGAUCGACCGACUACUCAGUAUCCUACUCGUCAUGCUCUCUCAAUCUACCGAUCGUCCGGUCUGUGUACCCAUCGGUGAACUGGCCGCCCUCGCUUCUCGACUCUUGCUCAUCGGAAGGGCGCAGACCCAUGAUCGUGCUGAUCAGGCUUGGAAACUCGGAUGGGAAGCCUUGGGAGGUACAGUGACUCUACGAGUGAUGGGCUGUCGACUGAUCUCAAGAUUAGCGGAAUCCCUCACUUUCAGGUUGACACCUUUUACGACUCAGAUCCUUACCAUCCUAGCCUCAGAGAUUGAAUCAAAUAACGACCCUAAAGAGGGACAUAAGACGGCGGAUGUCUCGGUGAUGUAUGGGACCUAUGCACGCAUAAUCUCGUGGAUUCCAUGUAACCCCGAGGUGCUCAAGACGACCCUCGAGCCGGUCAUCAAAGUCUUACUCCGAGACAUACAAUUCAUCUAUGGCUCCCUGCCUCCCUCCUCCUCCUCCUCCGAUCAGUCUCUCCAAUCCUCUUCAAAACAGAGCAAAAAAUCUAGAAAGAAAUCGAAUAGGUUUGCCUCUCAUCCCUCGUGGAACUCUACCCUUCUCAUCGAUCCUUUAGAGUUGAAUGUCGCUGAAAGAGCCUUAGAUACUCUAGAGAUUUUGAUUGGAGCCGUUCCGCAUGGCUUCCCAUCGCCUUAUCUGACACUAUCUGUUCGAACGGUAUUAAGUCUAGCCGUCCAUCCGUCAUUCAUCACGCCAGUACGAGACCAAACGGGCGAGAAAGCAGGGAUCCUUUCCAGCACCACUCGGGCUCGCAGCCCGGCAUUAGGAUACGCAAGUCGGCCGACUCUACGAGCCAAAGUCCUCAGUUGUCUGAUGAAAGCGAUGACGAUACAGCGGACCUCGAGCCAAGAAAUCAUGGGUCUGAACCUAGCCCAAACCUUAUCGGGGGUUUUCCAAGCCCUGUUGAGCGUCCAAGACGGCAGCGCAAGUCGGUUGAUCGAGAUGGCCAGACAAGGUCAGGCCGUGCUUGCCCUCCUCGCCCGGCCCCGUGUCCCGCCUGUCUUCCCCUCCUCCUCUCAUCUCCAUCUCGAAAUCGACCUCGAGCCGGUCCAAGAGGAAAACGACGAAUCCGACUCGUCCGAAGAUGACGACUUGAACCUCCUUCCUCCUCCCCAGCCAUCAGUCGGCCCGCCUCCUCCUGCUCCGGCGCAGCCUCCUCAGACUCAACACUUAUCCCCUGUCGUCCCAUCUAUCUCAGCAACCACUACUCUCCCGUCUGUUGACAAGACGGCUUCCUUACCUACUUGGCAUUCCACCCUCUCCUCUCUUCAUCCUCAGACCCACAACGGUCUCGGUGAUCAGCCUAGCCAAGACCUCGGCAAGAAGCGCAAAUCUCUCGAGGAACCACAGGCCUUCUCCCGUCCACUCAAAAAAACUUUCGAUCAGUCAGUCGCUUUGGAUAUCGAAUCUGACUCUUCCGAUGAUGAUGAUCAUGAUGAUGAUGAUAUUGAAGCGGGGGAUGGCAAGCGGAAGCGGAAGGAGGGCGGGAAGUUGCCUCAAUUGGUCUUCGAUGAUGAUCACGAGGAAGAGGAAGAAGAGAGAUGAGAGGGGCAGAAACUAGAAGCAGAGGAGGAAGAGAGAUACCGGUAGCGCUGAAUGAGACCAAGAUUCUCUCCAAUAAUGGGAUUUUGUCAGGUCCUCUGU
This is a messenger RNA of Puccinia graminis f. sp. tritici CRL 75-36-700-3, 2618 nucleotides long. RefSeq lists its product as uncharacterized. Gene Ontology annotation, cellular component: nucleus. The record is from RefSeq and is a predicted model, not a curated record. Gene Ontology annotation, biological process: rRNA processing. The coding region runs from base 21 to 2519 and encodes 832 amino acids. Lineage: Eukaryota; Fungi; Basidiomycota; Pucciniomycetes; Pucciniales; Pucciniaceae. The transcript has 6 exons.